Messenger RNA from Venturia canescens, 576 nucleotides. RefSeq names its product chromosome-associated kinesin KIF4-like. The record is from RefSeq and is a predicted model, not a curated record. Bases 1 to 576 code for a protein of 191 amino acids. Gene Ontology annotation, molecular function: microtubule motor activity; microtubule binding; ATP binding. The transcript has 2 exons. Gene Ontology annotation, cellular component: microtubule associated complex. Gene Ontology annotation, biological process: mitotic spindle organization; microtubule-based movement; spindle elongation. NCBI's taxonomy places the organism in Eukaryota, Metazoa, Arthropoda, Insecta, Hymenoptera, Ichneumonidae.
AUGGUGUCGUUCAUAAAGUUAUAUCAAGAACAGCUCUACGAUUUACUAGCAGACAGAGAGGACGACAAAAAAGAAAUAAAAAUCGUUGGAUUGACUGAGAGACCAGUCGCAAAUGCGAACAAAGCCUUCGAGGCUCUGAAUCAAGGCUCCAACGAGCGAGCGACUGGGGCUACUGCUAUGAACACCCAAAGCAGUAGGAGUCAAAAAAACGACGAUCCGAAUACCGCAACGAUUUCCAAAUUUUAUUUGGUCGAUUUGGCUGGAUUAGGACGAAAUUCUCUUGGAAGACACUCGAUAACGCUGAUGAUUGCCUGUAUCAGUCUAGUGAAUUCCAACCUGAGCGAGACACUGAGAACCUUGAGGUAUGCCGAUCGCGCAAGAAAAAUAAAGAACAAACCGAUAAUUAACAAAGAUCCUAAAGCAGCUGAAAUAAAUCGGCCGAGCGAAGCGAUUCAAGAAUUUCGCUUAGCUCACCUCGACCAUGGAACGGCCAUUGGUGGUUGUCCUCCGGAGCAUGGUUUUCUGCAGAAAAAACUUCAAGAAAUGACCGAACAGCUUAAUAUCAAUUUAAUUUGA